Messenger RNA from Apiotrichum porosum, 1797 nucleotides. RefSeq lists its product as uncharacterized. The record is from RefSeq and is a predicted model, not a curated record. Gene Ontology annotation, cellular component: nucleus; catalytic step 2 spliceosome; U2 snRNP. The transcript is spliced from 4 exons. Gene Ontology annotation, biological process: mRNA splicing, via spliceosome. Bases 1 to 1797 code for a protein of 598 amino acids. Lineage: Eukaryota; Fungi; Basidiomycota; Tremellomycetes; Trichosporonales; Trichosporonaceae.
AUGCCGGCUCCAGUGGCAGCAAACGGCCACACAGAAGCCAAUGGUCACUCUGGCGGCGUCAAGUCAUCGGCAGCCAAGUCGCGCGGCGCCCUCAAGCGUCUCAAGGCCAAGGCCAAGCGCGCCGCUCCCGAGACUCCGUCAGAGUCUGGCGCCGAGAGCGAGGCAGAGUCGGUCGCGUCCUCGGCAUCCGCAGUGUCGACCAUGACUGUCGAGUCGUUCCUCGCCGACGCACCUGCGACACCCGAUGCGUCCAACCCGGCAUUCGCGGCCUUCUCGGACGUGUUCAAGCACUUCAACGAGUCGGCAGAUGGGUUGCCGACAGUCGAUGACGGACCCGCCAAGGGCCAGGUGUACUACUCGGACGACGAGGACGAGGACGAGGAGACGGUCCAGCGCGCUCAGCAGCGUGCCAUGGCAGACGCAGGCAUGACCCGUCGCGAGAGGAGACAAGCUGCCAAGCUCAGCGUGUCGGAGCUCAAGCAGCAUGUCGACCGGCCAGAGGUUGUGGAGUGGUUUGACGCCGACGCGCGUGACCCCAGGUUGUUGGUGACGCUCAAGGCGUAUCGCAACACCGUCCCUGUUCCAGGCCACUGGAACGCAAAGCGCGACUACCUCUCUGGCCGUCGUGGUAUGGAGAAGAUGGCGUAUAACCUUCCUCCCUGGAUUGCGGACACUGGUAUCGGAGAGCAGCGUGAUGCGGUCAAGGCCAAGGAGCAGGCGCAGAGCCUGUCGCAAAAGACGCGUGAGCGCGUGCAGCCCAAGAUGGGCAAGAUCGAUAUCGACUACCAAAAGCUCCACGACGCCUUCUUUAGGUAUCAAGAAAAGCCCAAGAUGAGCAAGUUUGGCGAGGCAUACUACGAGGGCAAGGAGGCCGAGACCGACCUGAGGACAAAGAAGCCCGGAGAGCUGUCAGAGGACCUCAUCGAGGCUCUGUCCAUCCCCCCACUGGCUCCUCCCCCAUGGCUCAUUGCCAUGCAGCGUUUCGGCCCUCCUCCCAGCUACCCCAACCUGCGUAUUCCCGGUCUCAACGCACCCAUCCCCACGGGCGCUCAGUGGGGCUUCCACCCAGGAGGCUGGGGUAAGCCUCCGAUGGACGACUUUAACCGUCCCCUGUACGGCGAUGUGUUUGGUGUGGUCCAGGGUGCCGAGAUUGCCAACCAGAACGCCGUCGACCGCUCGCGCUGGGGAGACAUUGAGAUUAUCGAGGCUGAAGAGUCCGACGAGGAGGAGGAAGAGGAGGAAGAGGACGAGGAAGAGGAAGAGGACGAGGACGAGGAUGGCGAGCCUGUGCGAGCACCAGCAGACGGCCUCGAGACGCCAUCGGGUCUCGCCACACCAAGCGGCUACAACUCGGUCACCUCGACUGUCCCCGGCGGCCUGGAGACACCCGACUUUAUCGAGCUGCGAAAGCGUAUGCAGCGCGACGACACGGACGAAGGUCCCUCUGGUCCUCGCGAGCUGUACACUGUCAUUCCCGAGCGCCAGACGACCGUCAAGGGCUUCAUGGGCAGUUCGACAGGAUACGACGUUUCGGCAGCGCACGCACCCUUGCUCGGCGAGGACAGGGGCACCAAGCGCAAGUCUGGCGACGUCGAUGUCUCGCUUGACGGCGACGAGGACGCGUCCACGCUCAAGGCAAAGUACAAGGAGGCGAGCGAGAAGACGUCCCGCGUCCACGUCCCUGGCCAGCAUGCCGACAGGUCCGAGUUUGACGACGUCAUUCUCGGCGAGACCAAAAAGCGCGCGCGUAAAGACGACAAGAAGGGCAAGGAGAAGGCGGAGAAGUUCAAGUUCUGA